AUGGAUCGAGGAAGAACGAUAACACUUGUAUUAGCUGCCCUUCUGGGAGUAUUUCUUAUAUUAACCAUUGUAUUUGCUGCUUUAUAUGGAGUUGAAAGGAAUAAAACAUCGUCAUCGGCACCUACAUCGUCAUCGACUACUAAUACCCCAAUCAAUAAUGAUUUAUGUGUAACACCAUAUUGUAUUAAAGCAGCAAAUUAUUUACUUGAAAGUAUUGAUAAAACUGCUGAUCCAUGUGAAAAUUUCUUUGAAUUUACUUGUGGAACAUGGUUAAAAAAUCAUCGAAUACCUGAAGAUGCGGGAUCUCAAGAUACAAUUAAUGUUCUACGAAUUCAAUUAGAUAAUGAUAUUGUUGAUAUGUUAACUAAUCCACUUCCAAAUGAUACAGCCCAUAUUCAAUCUUUAAUUAAUGCUCGUCAUUUUUAUGAUUCAUGUAUUAAUGAAACAGCUAUAGAAUUAGAGGCUAUAAAUGAAAUACUUUCUUUUAUCAAUAAUGAACUUGGUGGUUGGCCAAUUUUACAAGGUUCAUCAUGGAAUCCUUCAUCAUUUAAUCUUUCACGUUUAUUACUUAAAUUACGUGAAUAUAGUCAUAAUAUAUUAUAUGGCUGUAGUACAUCACCUGAUGAUAGAAAUUCUUCUGUUUAUUUUAUUCGAGUUUAUCAAAGUGAUAUUGCUCUUGAACAACGAACAAAUUAUGAUAAUGAAAAAAUUACUACUGCUUAUCAAAAUUUUAUUCGUGAUUUAGCUGUAGCUUUAAGAAAUGAUACAACAGGAGUUAACGCAGAUGUUGCAGAUAUUUAUAAUUUUGAAAAAAAUAUUUCAAAGUUUCAUUGGACACCUGCUGAACAACGUGCUAGACUUAAUGAAACAGUUCGUACAACUAUUGGUAAUCUUUCACGAACAUUUAAUACAAGUUUUGAUUUUACAAAUUAUCUUCGACAAGUUUAUGCUCUAUCGAAUGUUAGUUUAAAAGAUGAUGAUAUUGUAUCAAUUAGUGAAUUAGAUUUUUUACGUAAUGUAUCAUUAAUUAUGGAUCAAUCUUCACCACGUUUAAAACAAAAUUAUAUUAUAUGGCGUUUUAUAAUGAAUAGAGUAGCAAAUAUGCCUAAACGUUAUCGUUCUAUAAGAGAUCCAUUUGAUGAAGCUUUUCGAGGUACUAGUGCUCAACGUCCACGUUCAAUAGUAUGUGGAAACUUUAUUAAUGCUAAUAUGGGUUUUGCUAUUUCGAAAAUUUAUAUUAAACAAUAUUUUGAUGAAAAUGCUAGAAGUCAGUCAUUAGAAAUGAUAAAUAAUAUUCGAAAUACAUUUCUUGAAAUGCUACAAACGUCGACUUGGAUGGAUGAUAUUUCAAAAAAUAGAUCAAUAGAAAAAGCAUUAGCAAUCGAUGAAAAAAUUGGUUAUCCAGAUUAUUUAGGUAGUACUAACACAUCAACACUCGAUAAAAUGUAUCAAGAUUAUAUUUUCAAUGCAUCAUAUAUACAAAAUAUUUUAAAAUUAUUACAAAUAAAAUCCAAUGAAAAUCUUCGAAUACUUCGUGAUCCUAUUGAUCGUAAAGAAUGGGCUUCUAGUCCACCAACUACAGUCAAUGCUUUUUAUAGUUCAUCAAGAAAUCAAAUCACUUUUCCAGCUGGUAUUCUUCAAAUGCCAUUUUUUAAUAAAGAUGCACCGAAAUAUUUAAAUUAUGGUGCCAUUGGAACGGUCAUCGGACAUGAAAUUACUCAUGGUUUUGAUGAUAGUGGUCGUCAAUUUGAUAAAGAUGGAAAUCGUGUAUCUUGGUGGACUCCUGGAACUAUCGAACGAUUUAUUGAGCGUAAAACAUGUAUAGUAAAUCAAUAUAGUAAUUAUGUUGUAGCUCAAAUCAAUCGGACAGUAAAUGGAAAUCAAACUCAAGGUGAAAAUAUUGCUGAUAAUGGUGGAAUAAAAGAAUCAUUUUAUGCAUAUAAAAAAUUAUUAUUAACAAAAAAUGAUCAAAAUUUACCUGGUUUACAAGAGUAUUCGAAUGAACAACUUUUUUUUAUAUGGAAUGCUCGAUUUCGUUGCUUUUGGCAAUAUAAUGAUUAUCUAGCCUAUGCCUAUCAAAAAUGGGCUGCAACACCUGGAAAUAUUGAGAGAAGAUUACCUGGUCUAACUGAAUAUUCAGCGGAACAAUUGUUUUUUAUUAAUUAUGGACAAGUUUGGUGUUCAAAAAUGACUGAUGCGAAUGCAUUGAAUAGAAUUUUAACAGGUGUUCAUUCACCGGGAGAAUUCAGAGUACGUGGUCCAACAUCGAAUUUUGAUGAAUUUGAUCGAGUAUUUAAUUGUAAACCUGGACAAGGUAACAGUCAAUUAAAUAAAUGUAGUGUUUGGUGA
This is a messenger RNA of Rotaria sordida, 2349 nucleotides long. The record is from the annotation of a GenBank genome assembly. Lineage: Eukaryota; Metazoa; Rotifera; Eurotatoria; Philodinida; Philodinidae.